GCGCAUCCAACAUCGACCCGUUAUCAGUUAUCGCCAGUCGUGGUCCGAUCGUCACGCAGACCGGACGUAUGCGUGGAUGGGUGAACUACAGUACCCCGGCGCACCAAGCGUCGUUGAUGAUGAGAGGCAGUACCGGGCACCAUUUAGACGGGCGCCACAAUACAGAUGGCCGGCACCCCAGCCACCUCAGCCGUCAGCGUUCGCGCCAUGGAGGAGGGCCCCAGCGCCCCCGAGGCCCCCAGAUUAUAGACGCAGUGCAUCAUACCCGGGCAAACCAGAUGAGCCGUACCAGGAUCGAAGUGGACUAGACAAUAUGAGGUCACUAGAGCAUUAUCUAACCGAUAUAAUGAGAGCAGAUACGUCAGAACAUUUGAAAGUCAAGUCUCCUUUCUUCCCCGGAGUGGAAGAAGGUGGUGUUGCGAGCGGGGCUGGCGCUGGAUCGCCCUCGGGACCCGCAGACCAGACUCAGGACGUGGUGUCGAGGCUUAGUGCUGCAGGAUUAUCAAUGUGCGUCAGCGCGCUCGGUUCGCCGGCGCGUUCGUCGCCGGUGUCUGCUGGAUCUGAGCACGGGGAGAGGUUUAGCCGGAAGGUGUUCGUCGGUGGACUGCCGCCUGACAUUGACGAGGAUGAAAUCACGUCAUCGUUUCGACGAUUCGGGCCGCUGGUCGUGGACUGGCCCCAUAAAGCCGAGAGCAAGAGCUAUUUUCCGCCCAAGGGAUACGCGUUUCUGCUGUUCCAAGAUGAGAGUUCGGUAGCGGCUCUCAUGGAGGCCUGCAUCACUGAUGACGAUAAACUGUACCUCUGCGUGUCGUCGCCGACGAUCAGGGAUAAGCCGGUACAGAUCAGGCCCUGGAGGCUGGCCGACGCGGAUUUCGUACUGGACGCGAGCAUGCCAUUGGAUCCGAGGAAGACGGUGUUCGUUGGUGGUGUUCCUCGUCCGUUGAAGGCCGUGGAGCUCGCUAUGAUAAUGGACCGGCUGUACGGGGGCGUCUGCUACGCUGGCAUCGAUACUGACCCCGAGCUGAAGUAUCCAAAGGGCGCCGGUCGAGUCGCGUUCUCCAAUCAGCAGUCGUACAUCGCGGCGAUCUCUGCUCGCUUCGUCCAGCUGCAGCACGGAGACAUUGACAAGCGAGUCGAGGUGAAGCCGUACGUGCUGGACGACCAGAUGUGCGACGAGUGCGCGGGCGCGCGCUGCGGGUCGAAGUUCGCGCCCUUCUUCUGCGCCAACGUCACCUGUCUGCAGUAUUACUGCGAGCACUGCUGGGCCACCAUACACUCCAGGCCGGGUCGUGAGUUUCACAAGCCGCUGGUCAAGGAGGGAGCCGACCGCCCGCGGGCCGUGCCCUUCCGCUGGUGUUAGCUCGCGAGAUAGAGGGGAGACGGUCGGGGAGAUGAUGGGUAGUGCCAGGGGAGUAUGGGGAAAAGAUUUGGGGGAGAGCAAGAAAGGGUUGGAAGAAUGGAGUGUCUCCAUGUUUAUCGUUAUUGAUGAUGUUACGAAUUAAGCAAUAUUGGGAAUUAAAUAGGGAACUAGUUUCAAUUGAAUAGAAAAUAGUGGGUAGCAAUUGUUGGUGAGUAGGAAAUUAUACAUCACAGCUUAUGUUUAGGAGGGGAAGCGGCGAGCACUUAGUGGAAUGGAUUGGUUGGGAGAGAGAUUGGAUUGGAUAACCCCUGGCACAAAAUAUGUAACUUAAUAGAAAAAAUACACCGUCUCCCCCUAAGAGUUGAAUUGAAUUUUUGAGGAAAAUUUGAUUCGAAACUAGCAACACUGGCUUUGGAUGCGAGAAUUGGAGAAAAAAUGUUAGCGUUUCUCCUCGAAACGUAGAAUACAAUACUUGGUGCGUUUAUAUUCACGGUACGACGUUUUGUGACAUUUUUUUUUUAAAUCGGUAUUUUGACAGUUCACUUUCUAGAAUAAUAAAAAACCACGGCUUUUAGUACCUGCGUGAAAAUGUUACGAAAUGCCUGUACCGCUGUAUCGCCUCCGGAUAUGACGUAAUGAUAUCGAUUGUUGUAAAAUUAAAAAAAAUAAUAAAAAUAAUAAUAAUAAUAACAGGCAACAUUAUCCAAUUAAUGUUAAGCGAAAUAUAUAGAAUUCAAGUACAAUUCGCUUGUUGGAUUUCUUGUUGGACACGUUGAAAUUUGUAACUGUGUUGCCAUUUUUUGUAAAACUACCAAAAUGGUAUGUUUCGUGUGAUGAGAAAUUUAAUAAGGACUUCGAUUUAAGUAAAAUGUGUAUUCAAAAAAAAAAAAAACUUAGCUAGUUGUCAGUUUGUCGUUUGUGGAUAAGCUCUGUAACGUCUUGGUGGCGCAUCUCGACAAAAUUGUCGGACCUCUGUCGCGGGGUUUUGUCGCGGGUGUGUACGCUCAUUUAUCGUAAGAUAUUAACGUAAGACAUAAGUGGAUUCACAUUUUUUUCGAAAAAAAAAAAAGAUAAUUGUACCUGUGUAGCUAGAGUGAAUUUCCCGUUUUUCCCGUUAUUUUUGUUUUAUUAUAUUUAACUUGGAUAUUGUUGCGGUAUUUGAUUGAUUUAUCAAAUCGUUUAUUGAAUAUUGAUUUAGAGUCAUGGAUCGUUCGAUUAUUGAUUUUGUUUUCGAACGAUUAUAAUAUAAAGAUCGAAAGAUUAUGGAAUCGUUCGAAUCGUGUUUGCGAGUUUGAAGAGGAUUUUGUUAUAGCUUUGUUGCUGAUUAAUUUGAAAAUGGUUUUGUUCCUGAACUAGACGACUUACUACCCGGGAGGCGGUAUAGACUGGGUUUUUAGUACAAAGUUUAAAACGAAAAAAAAAACAAAACAAAACGUUACCGUUCUUGGCUGUAGGCUCCAUGCGAGUUGACUCUUUAUAUUUUUUUAGUAUUAAAAUAUAUAAUAUAUAUAUAAAUAUAUAUAUAUAUAUAUAUAUAUUUUGGAUCCGCCGGGGUAGUGCAAUAGUUGUUAGAAUAGUAGUUACCUAUUAAGAUUAUAUAAUAACCAAGAGUCUAGUGUAAAUAUUAUUGAUGAAACGCCAUCAAAGGAAACGUCUCGAAACGCGGCGUGUCGAUAAUGCGUGCGUUUAUCAACGAAAAGCAACGUGUGGGGGUAAUUUGUAAUUUUUACGAUCGAUUUUUACUAAAGCCCCCAUUGCGUCGAUGGUGGAUCGAUUUUUGAAAUUGGAAUGUUUAUGAUUGAUAUACGGUGACGUCAGCGAUGAAGCUUGGGUAUGUACUUAAUUCCCCUUCGGAUACAGACGUCGUAUCCCGACCGACCACGGACUCUGAGACUGUAGUUAAAAGACUAGCGCGAAUUUUUUGAUGAGUUUAUUAAAUGAUUUUUGUAGACGGUUUUUUCGUGUCGUGUAUUUUUCGGUGGAUGUUGAGGCGAAGUGCCUUCGUGCGGCGCAUGGUUGAACGUGUAACCGACCCCUCCCGUGAUCGAUUUGAUUGCUCGAUUAUAUAAUUUCGAUCGUAUUUGUAUAUGUAUCCGACCGAUCUUUGACUCGGUUUAUUUUUGAUUGGUUAUCGUUUUUUGUGACCCCGAUUGAUCGAUGUAUAUUUUUUAAACCGCUUUGACGUUUGCGUGUUGAAGCGAACGGUCUUAACUUGUAAUUAAGUAGACAAAUUGUAAUUAAUAGAGCAUUUUAGUGGAAAUUAUUUGCCAUAGACGAGCGUCGCGACACUACCGGUUCACGUGUUAUGAUUACUAUGAAAUUCAACCGUAUAACACUAUUACGUAGACAAAUUAAUAUUAUAUAUAUAUAUAUUAUUAUUAUAUUUUUUCUUAGAAUUAGAUAUAUUUGAAAAAAAUCGUGAUUUCGGUCUAGUGUCGUGAUGCGAUUUCAAAGUUUAAAAAUGCACACACGUGCGAUAGCUCUAGUGUAAUGAUAAAUAAAUAAAAAAUAGUUUCAGAUUAGCGUAUCGCGGUUUCCUCUUUAAAUAUAUACUUAGAAGAAUUAGGUGAUUUUUGAUACACGCUCUGUACGCCCCCGAGAUGUUUCUUCUCGCUCACUCUCUCUCUAUCUCUAUCUAUCUCUCUCACGGCACUCGAAAUCCGCUAGCCCUCUCAUGCUUGUAUACUUUACACAUUAUUGCCGUUCCGGUUGCAUUUUGUCAAAUUUCUGUUAGAUUUCGUUUGGUGACAACAUUAUUUUUUUUUGUCGUUUCGGUUCGUCGUCGGCUCGAUGUGUGUGCAUUUUCGAUUGUUUGGCGAUUCUUUUGUAUGUGAUUGCUCAAUAUUUUUUAAUGAAAAGUAUAGUGUUGUUUAAACGUGUGCCCCCUAGCCCCCCCCCUCCUUAGUGAAGAUUGGUACGGAAGCGUGGUUGUUGUGUGGUCGCACUGUCCCAUUUUGUAUUUUUGUAUUUUUAUAAAAAACGACUAUUAAUGUGGAAAUUCGGAAGUGUUUUUUACUUUACGCGCAACGUAGAUAGUUAACCGGGCGGCCGUUGUGACCUCUGCACGGGGCUGGCAUAGGACCUGGUUGCUAAAAUAAUUGGUGUUAGAAAAAAUAAACCCGUCGGUUUUGUGUUGUUUGGGAUAUGUGGUCUGUUGCGAAUGGUUAGUUUUUGCACUAUACCUUAAAGCUUGUCGAAAAUGGCGGCAAUGGCCGUCAUCUUAGGGCCUUUCUACAUUGUGAUGCCAGCGACGAAAUGAUGCAGUGCUUGCACUAUGUGGCCGUUAUUAUGGCGUUUGCAUGUUUUGAUCGCUAGACUAAAGUUGUGGCGUCUGAAUGUAGCUUAGAUCGUGUGUGUAGGGAAGGUUUUAGAACGAUUUGAUGGUUCGGAUUUGAAGUUUCCGACUUCUACCAACCUUUUCGAUUGAACUUAUUGUUGAUGCUUUUUGCUUGAUUAUAAUUUUAUUUUAUUUUUUUGUUUGCGGACCGACCCGCGCUCGUUUUGAUUGUCGUUUAAUUUUUACACCCGGAUUUGCCUAGUUUUAGUUUGGAGUAUAUUUAGUUUGAAGCCGCGGGUCGUUUUGAGUUUUAAAAGGGUUUUCAGUUCGUUAGUUUUUGGGUUGUUUAAUUUGAUUUCUUGUUUAUGGUCGAUUCGGCCGUUUGUUCUUGUUGUGACGUUGUCUGUUUUUCUAUUGAUAGUAGCUAUUUGAAUGCUAAUUUUUUCGUUUUUAGAUAGUAAUUUUAUUGCAUAUCACAUGAGGUUCACCGUACGGGGGGCAUCGAGGUGUUUUUGUCUUACAUUUUUGACACUAUUUUGAGAUCUUAGCUAACUUUGUAUAAUUGUUGUUGUUGACAAGUCGAGGUUUCGUAAUAGCCCCCUCUCCCCCUCCCGUCGUCGCGCUCCCCGUGUGAUGUAUCGCUGACUCGUGCGCACGGCGGGUGCGGUCGACAAUGUCCCUUGAUGAUCGAAGUGAUGUUUUUAUGCCGUCGGUAACGGACCGUGGUUAGUAAUUUUUUUUUGUCAUUUUACGCCCGAGGACGCGGCGUACUAUGUAAAUUUCGUCGUAAUAUUAGAUAUUUUAGUGAAAUUAUAAAACAAUAUCGUGUGAUAGAUGAAUUACAGUAGAGCAAUUCAUUAUUACCUUAUCUAGUUGAUUAAUAUUAUAAUAAACAGAUUUAGUACCUCUCCCUUCGCGUUACAGAACGACGAUAUAUAUCUCGUGCACGUGACGUGACGUGUCGUGACGUGUCGUAUCGUGUCGUGUCGUAUCGUAUCGUGUCGUGUCUGCCGUUUGCGUCUCGAUCUAUUUUUUUGUUUUUGUAUUUUAGUGACGGUUCUCUAUAAAGAUGUUUAUUACAUUACAGGCCGGGAUGGUGCAUAAAAUGAUAUUUUUUUAAUAAAUUUUUAUAAAUAAAAAACCGACUCCUUAAACGUGAACCAUAGACAAAUUUUAUGAUAAUUUUUCAGCCUAAUUUUUAAUUAAAUAUUCAUAAAUGUUAUAUUUAAAAUUUUAGUGGAAUUUAUAUUAAAAUGUGUACGGUGACGUCACGGUUUUACACGAUUCUAUGGAAUCAUUAAAUCUUGACUAGUAUAAUGUAACGUUGGACCCAGACCUGCGUCCAUCCCAGUGAGUUUGGGAAUUGACUUGCGCUGUAUCGCCUGGAAGGUCUUCGAAGGUCCUCGUGGUCGACAAUAUUACUCGAUAAAACGCAUUGCGUGUUGCGUAACAUCGCGGCGUCACUGUAAUUAGAUUUGAAAGUGCUUUGUACCGGGAGUCGGCUCACUAUAAUUUCAAAUUAGACUUAUAUAUUUUUAUAGACCGUUAUUUCUAUUGUUAUAUACCUACAAUCAAUUUUGUUGAUGAUGUCACGCUGUGAGUGGCUUUUCGUAUCCAUUAGUGAAAAUGAACUUGUUUUCUUAAAGAAAAAUUUAUGACGCUAUGCCACGGUCACACCUCCGGUCUCGUGUCCGGGAGAUGUGACCGUUGCGUAAUGUGUUGCACGAAAAGUCACAGUUGAAGCUUAGAUAAAUAAUUUUAAAAUGUAUUAUCUUAUCAGUCUAGUUGAUAAAUUGUUUUGCUACUUUUAAUGAAAUUUGUUCCGGAAAUCACUCGGUUCUUUCAACUUUUUUUCAUGUUUAGUUUGCAAUACGAAGUGAAAGAACGGAUUGGUUUUCUCGGCGUCAUUCUCCACGUAUUUGUAUGAAGUUGUUUUUUUUUCGUCUUGAUAUUUUUUACGCGAGAUGAUUUGAGCUUUUUUGUAAAUGAACGCCCCGUUUGUUUGACAUGCGAUUUGAUUUUAGACUAUUGUGAAAACAUUAAAAUGAAUUUGAAACUUUUUUCCUGAGUUUUCAUCUCGUAGUUUGCUUUGUGGGAUAGUGCAAUCGACUGUUUGUCUACACGCGUCACUGGACUCGUUUCAUUUUAGUUUAAUGGCUAAAUAUUAAAUAAAUUCCAUUGCGUUUCUAAUAAUUAUUUUCUUACUUUAUUGGUUCUAUUUCUAUUCUUCAUUUAUUUACACUGACCGUGUUCAGGUUGUUAAAUAUGUAUUAAUACUUUUUACUGUGAGAUUAUCAACGUUACAAGCAACGCUUUUGUAGCAAUGGGUACGUUUCUUGUGAAAACGUUUUCUCAACUGUCAUUUAAAGGUCACACAAUUUUAGCUUUUACGCUACAGCUGUGUGAGAUGAAAUACUGGCUUUUAAUUAAAUAAUGCUGUCUCUUUCUUUCGAAUGUCAAAUCAAUAAUGACAGAGAGAGAGAAAUCAUUUACUAAACAGCUACGUUUUUAGGGCGGAUUGUUUUUUUUUCAAUUGACCCGAGCCGAGUCACGUGAUGGAAUUUAUUGAAAAUUUAGUUUAAUCAUUAAAUUAAUUUGUUAUAAAAUAUGUUGUCACUGACGUUUUAAGUACAUUCUUUGCUAUUUAUAUGUAUUUUUUUUUUCUUUGACCAAAGAAGAAUUUACCAAAAAGACAGCAGGGUCGGUCCCUGCCAUUCCUAAAUCCGGUGAAAAUCGCUCGUAGAUGUAGAUAACCCGCUUGUUUGAAUGUAUUUUUGAAGUAUACCUAUUUAUUUCUUUUUUUACCAUAUUUUUUUUUUGUAUAAUUUUUAUAAUAUCGAUUAAUUAUCGCAUAGUUUAGUGUUGUUAUUUAGCCUUAAUAUUUUUUUCAGUAUUUCAUAGUUUUAAUAAAGUAUUUUUAAAACGCUACUAGUAUAAGCUUCUGCCGAUAAAAUUGCACAUUGGCUGUUAAAUGGUGCGUUUCCACCGAAAUCGGUGGCAAUUUCUGUGUUCGCAAGGCGAUUCUCGAAAGCGUUACCAAUGAUUGUCGGUUACACGCUGUAACUACUUUUCUGAACAACGCAAGAUAAUUCCAGAAACUCGUUACAAGCGUUGCCAACACAAAUGUUGCGAUUAUUUCGAAUGUGGGGACGCAGCUUAAGGAACAUAUUAUUAUGUAUUGUAAUAUAAUAGUGAAAAUUGUAAAAAUAAACGAGUUUUUGUCAAUAAAUUUAAAGAAAUGUAGAUUUGGAAUUUCUAUUGGAGCUUUACAUCAUAUUUAUUGUAUAAUUUGAAAAUUUCUAUGUAAAGUGAGAAUGCAAUACGGUUUUUUAUAUAAUUAUAUUUAUGUGGAAUCUUUGAUGAUUGCAAGUAGCACUGUAGUUUGUUUUUUUUUUCUUAAGAGUGUAUUUUUUUUGUUGUUGUUUGAUUAAAUAGUAUUUUAGAUAUAUGAUUGACUGGAUGGAGAGACUUUGAGUUAUAUGCCUUUGAGUGUUUUUUUUUUCAUUUAACAUUUAAAGUCUACACACAAAAUUCAACUAAAUAAACAGAAAUUAAAAUAAUAAUUAUAAAAUAAAUAAACAAUAACUGAUAAUUCAAUUCCAUUAUAAUGUAGUUUUUUUUUUAAUCUGUUAUUUGUCAACUCUAGGCAAUCUAAUCAAUUUAUCUCCAUCGAGUCGUAGGUAUUAUUUAAAACUAAAACACUUGGAUUUUUAUAUGAAUUUUAUUAUUAUAAUAUGGUAUUUUACUAAAUAUUAGUCCAAUAUUAAAUCUUUA
Molecule: messenger RNA, 8411 nt
Organism: Nymphalis io (European peacock)
Lineage: Eukaryota; Metazoa; Arthropoda; Insecta; Lepidoptera; Nymphalidae
Gene: orb2
Product: cytoplasmic polyadenylation element-binding protein 2
Exons: 10
Coding region: 77-1360 (427 amino acids)
Biological process (GO): negative regulation of cytoplasmic translation
Cellular component (GO): cytoplasm; nucleus; synapse
Molecular function (GO): translation factor activity, RNA binding; mRNA regulatory element binding translation repressor activity; mRNA 3'-UTR binding
Source: RefSeq, a predicted model, not a curated record